AUUCUAUCGGCCACUCACAUUUCCAAUGGCAUCCAACUCCAACUCUGAUGUGGUAGUAGUAAUGGUGCCCUUCCCUGAAUAUGGCCACCAAAUCCCUCUUCUCCGUCUUUCUCAACUCAUCUCUUCCUACAAUAUACCAGUUCAUUAUAUGAGUAUCGGUGCACGAAAUCAAGAACUGAAACAACGUCAACAAAACCAACAACAAUUCCCCAAAAUACAAUUUCAUAACCUUUCAAUAACAUCAAAAGAGAAUGCAGAUGAAGAGGAUUAUCUAUCUUACUUGGAAUCCUUGCUACAAAUAGGCGAGCCUCUUCGCGCGAUUUGUCACAGCAAUAAUGGUAAAAGAGUGGUCAUUAUUCAUGACGCUAUGAUGCAAUAUGUUGUUGAAACUGUGUAUACAAUAUCACACGUUGAAACAUACUUUUUCCAUGCCGUCUCUGCUUUCACUACUUACUCAAUGCUCCAACAAAUUAGAGAGGACGAAGACGAAGAAAAUGAAGAAAACAGCAAAUACAAUGAUGUCUUGUUCUCAAGUUUGCAAGCUCAUGUUCCUUCUAUUGAGAGUUGUUUCAAGCCUGGAAUGGGGGAAUUCACGAAAUUGCUACGAGAUUGUAAGUUCAAAUCUGGAGAAAUUUUGAAUACUUGUAGAGAAAUUGAAGAGCCUUACCUUGAUGCGCUCUGUAAACAGAGUGAUACUCCAUUUUGGGGUCUUGGUCCGUUUAAUCCCGUCAAUAUCGUUCAAGACACUGGUAAAAUCCACAGAUGUAUUGAAUGGCUUGAUAAACAACCAGUUAAUUCUGUCAUAUUCGUUUCGUUUGGAACUGCAAACGAUUUCUCAAUUGAACAAAUUCAUGAGAUUGCAAUUGGUCUCGAGAGAUCUGAGCAAAAAUUCAUCUGGGUUUUGAGAGGAAAAGAUAAAAAGGGGGAAAAUCUUACAAGUGAAAUUCAGGAGAUUGAGCUACCAAAUGGGUUCGAAGAAAGAGUAAAAGAAAGAGGAAUCAUCGCAAGAGAAUGGGUACCUCAAUUGGAAAUUCUAGCACAUCCUUCUACUGGUGGUUAUUUUUUCCAUUCAGGAUGGAAUUCCUUCUUGGAGAGCGCAACUAUGGGUGUACCUAUGGCAACUUGGCCAUUGAAUUCGGAUAAUCCUUACAACGAUGUGCUUAUAACGAAGGUGUUGAGAAUUGGCUUAGUGGUAAGAGAUUGGGCACACAAAGAUGAAUUGAUGAAAUCAGAUAAAAUUGAAAUUGGUGUGAGAACUUUGAUGAAUUCACCGGAAGGAGAAGAGAUGAGGCAGAGAGCUGUAGAGUUGAGCAAAGCUAUUAAGAUGUCCGUCGGAGAUGGUGGAUCCCAAAAGAAGCAGAUGGAUUCUUUCAUUGCUCAUAUCACAAGAUGAUUAAUGACGGAGUUGAGGGGUUGAUUUGUCGUAUAAUUACUUAGAAUAAAUUUCUUUAGCAACUUAGAUUUGGUUAUUUUCGUUUUUAAAAUUACGUUAUUGUUAUUAUCGUCCUUUUAAGUCUUGAGUGAAGUGGGUGUUGAGAAUAGAUAUUAUCUUUGUGAUGAGUUUGUUCAAGUCUCUAUUAAAGCACAACACUUCCACCUAAUAAAACAAGCGAGUAUUUUCUUUUUUUAA
This is a messenger RNA of Solanum dulcamara, 1630 nucleotides long. RefSeq names its product zeatin O-glucosyltransferase-like. Lineage: Eukaryota; Viridiplantae; Streptophyta; Magnoliopsida; Solanales; Solanaceae. The record is from RefSeq and is a predicted model, not a curated record. Gene Ontology annotation, molecular function: UDP-glycosyltransferase activity. The transcript has a single exon. Bases 26 to 1393 code for a protein of 455 amino acids.